Molecule: messenger RNA, 4321 nt
Organism: Astyanax mexicanus (Mexican tetra)
Lineage: Eukaryota; Metazoa; Chordata; Actinopteri; Characiformes; Acestrorhamphidae
Exons: 10
Coding region: 257-1816 (519 amino acids)
Source: RefSeq, a predicted model, not a curated record
AGCAAAAUCUGUAGUGUGAAAUUGUGUUACUUUUCCAGUGUAAAUUAUUUUGUGUUGACGGGUGUUAAUUUUGGUGUUGUUUGAACACCAGCAGUGUUGAAAAAGCUCUGGGGGCGGUGCUCCAUAAACGAGUUGACUGCCUACACUUUUUCCUGAGUUAUUCCUACAUCCGGUUUUAUCGCGCCCAUUUUCUCGGAGGCUGUGUGGCAGGUGGAAGACCUAUCUGCAAGUUCGAAAGGUUCUGAGACAUGCCAUUAUGUUGCUGAAGGUGAGAUACCAUGGUACCAAGAAGUAUAUCCGAUUGCCCUCUGAUUUCACCUAUUUGGAUUUUAUCAGUGAAGUCAAAAACAAGUUUGGGAUUCCCAGUGCAUCCGAACUGUACAUUUUUGAUGAAAGUAACACAGCCGUGGAGGAAGACAUCCUUCUUGAACUGAUGGAGGCCAAUCCUGACUUAUGUCUGACAGUAUGCGACGGCGAGUCUGAUGAAGAUCAAUCAGCAUCAUCUUCCCUCACGGAUACCUUGUCACCUUCAAGUGACAAUGAUCUCUUCAGUCAACGCUCCAGAAACAGACCUGUUCAUAACUUCAGAGAUGGGAGCCCACCAACCACAGUGUUUUCUGAGGCUAAGGCUGCAAAAGAGGUGGUAGAAAAUGCCUUGGUUAUAAAACCUGGAGGUCAGGAUGUCCUUGAAGAGUACAAGGCAGAUAAAUCCCUGAAUCAUCGAACCCGGAGACAGCUUGUCAACAUAUUGGCUAGCCACAUGACUGAGAUGCAUGGGAGGAUUCCAUCCCGUAAACAGAAGGAGAAGUAUGCCCUGGGGAUCAUUACGCUCUUUCCUUCACUGAAAGAUCCUUUUUCUCCAAAGGGCUAUGAGCAUUUCUAUGAUGGCGAAAAGGGCACAGGAUAUUUAGCAUGGCGCCUGAAGACGAUGUCCCGGAAUAAAUCUCCACGACCAGUUAAGGCAAGCCCAGUGCCGCAAGCACAAGGACCACAUCGCAGAAGAUCAGUAGCAUCAGGGCCUGAACAGCUUGAUGGAGAUGCCUGCCUGGAAGCUGUAUCGUUUCUUGUUCAUUGUCAUGAUGAACAAAGUGUGUUUCAGAAGAUGAAGAUGACCUUUGAACAUCGCCAGAACCUAGUGCAUGACUCGCAGAGAACCACAGAUGUCCUAAAAACAUUCCCACGUUUUUUAGAUGUCAAAGGACUACUGAAUCAAGACUUUGCGCUGCUGUUUGGUGAGGAAACAUCCUCCAAGUUGCUUGAGAAGUGGGACACGACCUUCAAGCCAAAGGUUAUCGAAGAAGCCAAACACCUGACUAAGUCAACCGAGCUGCACCGACUUCUAAAAGCUGCUGAGAAAUAUGAAGAGGAUGAUGACACCAACUGGGACAGUGACAUGGCUUCUGUGCUGCUUCUUCUCCAUCUCUUGCCACCGACAGCAGGACGAAAGAGAAUCAAAAUUAGUGCCAGUGAUGCAGUGGACAAAAUGGUGCACUUUCACAAGUCAUGCUGCAGCAUUGAUGAACAUCUGCGAGGAAGAGAGGGCAAACAACCUUACAUCCUUGCUGUUGGCCGGGCUCAGAAGAGGGUCGACACAUUCUACAUCAUUGUGGACAAGCAGCUGAUCCCCUGCCAAGCCACCAGAUCCUUGGGUGCCUUUGAUGAGCUCUUCAAGUCUCACUAUGUGUUCAAUCUUUCUUAUGAUGGUUCCCUGGUCCAUUUCUACACAUUUGUGCAGACAACAGUCUACAGCAUUGACAUCACAACAACAAACGAGUCUCCAAGAGUUCGUGAGUUUCGGGCAAAGCUUUUCAACUAGGUUAAAUGUUUAAAUGUUUCAUUUGUCAGGCUGUUCAUGUGGCCUGCCAGUCCUUAAUAACUCAUUUAAGAAUUGUUCACAGUUUUUACCCAAGCACCAAGUUUAAGUUGGUUUGUGCACAGGAUUGUUGUAGGCGUCAGUUUUCAACUUAUUCAGGUUUCAAAAAACAUUUAAGUAGUGUUCAUUUUGGUCAAAGUGGUGGUGAUACAAACUCUGAGUCCUUUCAAGCUAAUUUUCACAAUCUUCAAGAUGAUACAGAAGUUGGACAAAUGAAUGUAACACCGAACCUAGAGACUGUAUGUUUAGAGGACAAUGAAUUGACUACUCACAAAGAAAAAACAAAACAUACGUGUGCUUCAAUUAUUGCUAAACUCCAAGGAAGUGGUGUGGCAAACAGUGUGGUUUCAACCAUUGUUAGUGAUUUGGAAGAACUUGCUACUGGGCUGCACUCCCAAAUGAAGCAUGAAAUACUAUCUGCUGUACCUAAAGAUGAUCCUGUUAGAUCUACAUUAAAAGAAAGUCUUGAUCAUUUUGAAAACCCAUUUGAUGAGUUUAAUACUGAAACUAAAAGAAUGAGAUAUUUUAGUGAGAAAUGGGGCAUAGUAGAGCCAGUAGAAAUAGAUUUAGGAGUUCGAUUUGACACAAGGCGAAAUAAAUGUACAGGCACAUACGAUCAAGUCCCUGUAAGAGACACUUUUGUGUACAUUCCAAUUUUGGAAACAAUAAAAUUUAUGUGCCGCAAUUCUGAGAUUUGUAAGCUGCUUGGAGAGCCCUGUUUACCGAAAACUGAUCGAUAUGAAGAUUUUUGUGAUGGAAGUUAUUUCAAGACACAUCCAUUGUUCUCUAAACAGAAGUCUUUACAAAUUCAGUUAUACUACGACGACUUUGAAACUGCUAACCCUCUGGGUUCAAAGCGUGGUGUGCACAAAGUGGGUGCCCUCUAUUUUAUUCUCAGAAAUCUGCCACCGAAGUUUAACUCUGCUGUAAUGAACAUUCAUUUGGUUGCACUGUUUCAUGCUGACGAUGUGAAAAAAUAUGGCUUUGAUCCUAUUCUACAUCCUCUGAUUACUGACAUCAAAAAACUGGAGAGUGAUGGCCUUGAUUUACCUUUUUCCACUGAAAAAGUCCAUGGAACUGUAUGUCAGGUAACUGGGGAUAAUUUGGGGAUGCAUUCUAUUUUGGGUUUUACAGAAUCUUUUAGUGGACGUUAUUUCUGUCGUUUGUGUUUGAUUGAAAAAGAGGACGCACAAAAUGUUUACAGUGAGGAUGACCCCAAGAUAAUCCUGCGUGGAAAAGAACUUUUUGAAAGGCAUUUCCAGGAGUUACAGUCAGACCCACAGAAGUUAUCUGUGUGUGGUUUAAAGCAGAAUUCAACGCUUAACAGCCUACAGUUCUUUCAUGUUUGCCACAAUUUUUCUUUGGACAUUAUGCAUGACAUUCUUGAAGGGGUGGCUCAGUAUGAGAUAAAGUUACUUUUGGAGUAUCUCUCAGAAAAUGUUUUGUCAAAAGCUGAUCUGUGUUCUAGAAUUUAUGCCUUUGAUUAUGGGUACUUGGAGCGUAAGAAUCGUCCUACAAGGAUCAACUUGGACAGCAGUGGGAAUAAUAUAGGACUCAAUUCCAUUCAGACUCUUUGUCUUGUGAGAAACAUUCCUUUGCUUUUUGGUGACAUUGUGCCAGAAGGAAACCAAAAUUGGACAUUGCUACUACUUUUACUGCAGAUAAUCAACAUCAUAUUUUCUCCAUCUCUUAGCCAAGGCAUGACUGUACAUUUGAAGUACUUAAUAAUGGAACAUCAUGACUUGUUCAAACAGUUGUAUCCAGAAAGAAAUUUGAUUCCAAAACAUCAUUUUAUGAUCCACUACCCAGCUUGUAUAAGAAAAAUAGGGCCCCUAAUACACAUUUGGAGCAUGAGAUUUGAAGCAAAACACAGGGUUUUCAAAAACACGCUUAAAAAUUUUAAGAACAUAACUAAAUCGCUUGCAAAGAAACAUCAGAUGUCCAUAGGGUAUCAUUGGGAGACGUCACCUUUAAACCAUAUUGAGUAUGGACCCCUGAAAUCAUUUAAUAUUUACAGUGAAGACAAUGGUGACCUAUUUUCCAGAGUUCUUCAAGAUGUUGUGCCACAAGACAUUUAUUCUACUAACUGGGUCAAAAUCAGUGGGACAGAGUACAAAGUUGGACUGAUCAUUUGCAAUGAGAUUGCAAACGAAAUGCCUGUGUUUUGCAGAAUACAGAAGGUUGUAUUAUUCAGAGGUAUUAUCUACUUCCUAGUGGACAACCUGGUGGUUGACCAUUUCAGUGAGCAUUUUCAUGCCUACAAAGUAUUUGAAAGUGAUGAGAAAGAUGUGAUCAAAGCAGACAGUCUUGUUUAUUAUAAGCCCUUCGAUAUACAAAGUGCCUAUGGUGAAGAUGAAAGCCUAUAUAUUGUACCCCUGUUUUCUUUGUAACUGUGCUCAUGUUUAAGUUAAGGUGCUUGGACAAUUUUGAGUAAAGAUUUUAAAAUGA